CCGCAUUCUUUCUACACUCCUACCACCAAUCAACCUCACCCAGCUACUACAAACCCAAUUAACCAGUAAUCCCCCCCCCCCUCACCACUACCACUGCCACUCUCACUAACACCCCCAGCUCACCACACAGACUACAGCACCCUCAUCACCACCACCACACCCACCACUCCUAACUCUACAAACAAGAUGACCACCCGCCCCCUCAGCCCGCCCACCUCGCCCAUCGCCCGCAAACGCACCUGCGCCCCAUCCCUCCCCUCCUCGCAACGCCUCUGCCACGACUGGAUGAUUGUGCAAGGCAAUGUGCACUACGCGCGCGACCGGGCCCAUUUCACCACCUACCGGCCCAUCACCCUGCGCCUAAAAAACAACAUCUUCAAUCCGACCGAAGAGCUCCAAGUGGCCGGGAUCGGGAGCGUGCAGAUUCCCGUGGUGCGGAAUCUCGAGAACCCGUUCGAUACGCACACACUAACGCUAGACAACGUGCUGCAUAUCCCCGAGGCGGUGUGUAAUGGGUUCAACCCGUUGCUGUAUGGGAGUAGUAUGUCGUGUACGGAGACGGCGUGGACGGGGGCGGAUCGAGAGGGGAGGAUGAUGUGGGUGGCCAGACCGUUUCGGGGGGGUGCGAGGAUGGUUCUGGGGGGUGGGUUGUGUGGGGAGGGGGAGAGUGAGAUUAUUGAGGGGAGGUAUUAUACGUUGAGUUUGUAUGUUAGUCCUGAGGAGAGGGGGGUGAUGGGUUGAUUUGUUUCUUUCUUUCUGGCUGUGUGUGUGUAACUAGUGGUGUAGGUAGGUGUGUAUGUGUAUGUGUAUAAUAGGAGAAAUAAGACUUGGAGACAGACAGACAUGUGGAGUGCACGUGGAGACUGAACACAUCCGACCUGCCUAGGCUCGACCCUGCAGCAGCCUAGACUGGCGACUGGCCACUGUUUAGCUGCCACUGGCUGCCCCCGACGGUCUGUGCGGUUGGGCUGCAGUGGAUGCAGUGGAUGCCCGAGCAUCGGUGAGCCCACCC
Messenger RNA from Aspergillus sclerotioniger CBS 115572, 1012 nucleotides. RefSeq lists its product as uncharacterized. The coding region runs from base 187 to 741 and encodes 184 amino acids. The record is from RefSeq and is a predicted model, not a curated record. The transcript has a single exon. Lineage: Eukaryota; Fungi; Ascomycota; Eurotiomycetes; Eurotiales; Aspergillaceae.